CUAUGGCGCUCCUGUCGUUUUGAAUGCGCCCGCUGACGGAUUUGUGUUGGCUUCUAUUCAGUUUAGCAGCAUUUAUCUUGCCUUCUAAUGCUGUAAUGGCCAGCAUACGUUGCCCUAUUGCUGGUUGCAACUGGGAGAACACGUUCAAACGGGUUCUUGCACACAUUAGGAGUUUCCACAGGCCUGACGAUUGUCCAGAAGCUUUCAUUCAAGAACAUGGGUUAUCUAAAUGUCCUAAGUGUUCUCAGUGGUUCCUCAAGAUCCAUCAACACACAUCCAGAUGUUGUUCGUCUUCCAUAUGCGUUGACCACACCCAAACUUCAUCACAAGAACCUGCUAAGGCGUCUACACAUCCUGAUAAGUCUUCUGCUGGUGUUGAAUUGGAGGCAAACUUCCAAUCUGACAGGGAGGCUGAGGCAUGGAGGCUGAUUGACUCUCUGACCACGGAAGCCAUAUUGGAUUGGAUGCCACCACGAACUGUGCAGAAUGUAACACCUGGUCUUCGAGGUUUGUUUCAUGACUGCUGUCUUGUUCCUUUGAGGAAGAUUGAAGAUGACCCUACCAGUGAUAGAGGAUGGAAACUCCUUCUUCUGCUUCCUAGAAUGCUUCUCCAACCACAUGCUAGAGGUGGCAAAGUAGGUACAAGAGAAGUCAAGGCCAUCUACAAUCGCUUUUUGCAGUUUCACUGGCAUGAACUGAUUCAUCUACGUGGAGGAUCGAAUAGAUCUCGCUCUACCUCAGGCCCAGAUCAGAGAAAGAAGGCUGCUAUGCGUCUGAUUCAGUGUGGUGAGAUGUCUCGAGCUUCACAAAUUUUGACUAGUCAGGGUCUUGCUCCUACUACUGAUGACACUGUAAGCAAGCUCUCAAGCAAACAUCCUAAGCGAAGGACAUCUCAGUUGUCUCACGAUGAUUUUCACGAGCAAGAGAAAUCAGAGCAUCCUUUUUCUUUAAAGAAGGAAGCUUAUUUUGAGGCCAUAAGGAAGGCACCCAGAGGAAGUGGAGCAGGGCCUUCUGGUUGGCGAUAUGAACAUCUUCGUGGGCUCCUGGAGAAUGAUUUGACUUGUAACUUGUUCUAUGGAGUGUGCUCGCUCAUUGCAGAUGGUAAAGUUCCGGAUUCAGUUCUGCCACUUCUGACAGCAUCUCGACUCAUUGCCUUACCAAAAGCAAAUUCUGAUGUAAGACCCAUUGCCAUCGGUGAAGCUAUCAGGAGAAUUACAGCUAAGGCUCUGUGUAUUCAGCUGAAUGAAUCUUUCUGCUCCUACUUUUCCCCCAUACAACAUGGCAUUGCUACACGUGGUGGGGCAGAGUUAUUGAUACACCACAUUUCGUUUCUCAUGGAGAGCAAUCCCGACUGUUCAGUUCUCUCUACGGAUGUAAAAAACGCCUUUAACUCGGUAUCAAGGGAUAGCAUACUCAAAGAAUCAAAGAAGAACUUUCCUGAAAUCUAUGCCCAUGUGAGACAAAUGUAUGAUAGACCAAGUACUUUGAUAUAUGUCAACGGUCAGGGGACGGUGAAAUUGCAGUCAGAAGAAGGUGUCCAUCAGGGUGACCCCCUUGGACCAGUUUUGUUCUCGGCAGCAUUACACCCCAUUGUAACAGUUAUUCAGAAUAACCACCCGGGCAUUACGCUUUUGGCAUAUCUGGAUGAUGUCUAUGUUCUGGGACCACCAAAAGAUGCUUUAGCAGUCCUUUUGGAUUUGAAGGCAUCCCUUUCUGAGAUCGGUCUAGAAAUCAAAGAUGAAAAAUGCAAAUUGUAUUUUCCCACUGCUCCUGAUAAUUUCAGCGCUGGUGUCCCAGUUAGCAAAGAUGGAAUCGACGUGUUGGGGUCACCUGUAGGCAAUCAUGAUUAUGUUCAGUCUAGGUGCCUGGCUGUGGCUAACAUGGGCAGCUCGUUGUGUUCAAAGCUACUUGAACUUGACGACCCUCAGUGUGGCCUCCUUUUGCUCAGACAUUGUCAUGUCCCCAGGCUGAAUUUUUUGGCUAGGACUGUGCCACCUGACAGGUUACUGCAUGCAGCUGUUUGUCAUGACCACCUUACAAGGGCUACUUUCACUGACAUGGUUGGUUUGAACGAAUUGGAUGACACCGGAUGGAGCCAGGCCACUCUGAAGGUCGGGUUCGGCGGAUUUGGCUUAUCAUCAACUCAGAAGAUGGCUCACCUAGCAUUUCUGGCGUCAUGGGCACACUCUUUGAAAGAACUGCCAUUGAGAUUUCCACCUCUGAAAGAUCGUUUAGAACGGUUUAUUGAAGGUAGCAAUACAGGACAACUUAUUCGUACAUUGGUGGCAAAACUACCACCCAAGUCGGGUGCAGAUGAUGACGAGCAGUUUCACACCUUAGAGCAGAUGACAGAAUACCCUAGAAAAUUGCAACAUCGCCUGACGGUAGACGCUUCUCAUAAACGAUCAGAAGAAGUUAUCAAAAGCAUGAACUCAGAGAGACAUGUUGCAAGGAUCAGGUCCUUACACGGAAAAGGAGCUGGAGCAUGGCUAGAGGUAAUACCAACUUCAGACAAGAACGCACUGAAGCCGAAUGAAUUUCGUGUAGCGUCUUGUAUGAGGUUGGGUGCUGGUUUGCCUUUCAGCCGGCUGCUUAAGACGUGUGACUGUGGAACUGAGCUGGAUCGCGAGGGCUACCACCUUUUGACAUGUAAAUAUGGAGGUGGACCUGUGUGGACGCAUAACUCCAUAGUGUCUGCAUGGAGUGAUUGCCUAAGCGAUUUACUCAUUCCCCAUCAAAUAGAACCGAGACAGCGAUUUGUAGACAACGAAAACCGGCCUGACAUCACGCUUUACGACACUGACACUGGGAUCACAAAAGAAUGUGAUGUUUCGAUAGCUCACCCUUGGAGCAAAGACAUUAUUAAAGGUGCAGCCAGAGAAGGUGGCCAUGCAGCAGCUAAACGAGAGGCAGCAAAGUCAAAAAAAUACUCAGAGGAAUCGCUUGCGGAUGGAUCGAAGCCUAUAGUUGUCCCACUCGUCUUUGAACACUUCGGCAGAUGGGGCUUAAAGGCUGACGAGCUGAUGAAUGAACUGGGGAAGAAGGCGAGAGGCUUUGAUGGAAGAAGAAUUGCGGUAGAGUUUAAAACCUUCUGGAGGAAAAGACUGUCUAUUACUCUUCAAAAAUGCAACAGCAGAGUGAUUUUGCGGAAGCUGUCAAGGCUUUCUGUGCGCUCAUUAGGAGAUGACAGUGUUUUGGGAGUAGAUAGAGACAUUCAGUGUUUUACUCAUUAGCAAUAGUCUCGGACUACAAGUAGAACAUUUCAUUUUAACAAUAACUGUUUGUAGUAGUGAAGAUUGUUGACAAUAAACUUGAU
Molecule: messenger RNA, 3316 nt
Organism: Corticium candelabrum
Lineage: Eukaryota; Metazoa; Porifera; Homoscleromorpha; Homosclerophorida; Plakinidae
Exons: 1
Coding region: 24-3233 (1069 amino acids)
Source: RefSeq, a predicted model, not a curated record